AUGACCAGCCCCUCUCCUAGUUCCGCCGUCCCCUCUCAAGUCCCCCGGCGCCGCAAUGGCCGUCCGCAGGCCUGCGAGCCGUGCCGCCGGCGCAAGGUUGCGUGUGACCACCGGCUCCCCAUUUGCUCCAGGUGCAUCCGCAAAAGCACGCCACAGAGCUGCCGGUACCUCAUCCAGGGGCAGCUCGUGACACCGGCUCUGCGCCGGUCCGCCGGCAAAGGCCAAUCGGCGGAAGUGCUGGGUGAGCGGCGGACGGCAGCGGCCAGAGAGCCAACGGUGUUAGUUGGCCAGAGCCAACAACUUCUUCAGCAGGGCCUGAGCCAACAAUCGUCAGCGGCAGCCCAGGCCAGUGUUGGCUCGUCGACGCUCGACAAUAUAUCACCCCAAGACGAAAACGUGGGCUAUCUCGGAGCCACGAGCUUUCCAGAAUUCUUUCGCGAGACCCAGAAGCGCCUCGACCAUGUAGUCGGGGCCGAGCCGGUCCGUGACGGCGGCAAGCAGCCGAGCGAGACCAGCUCCGGCCCCGCCCGGAUGGCCCCCGACGCCACCGCAUUCGAGGUGGCCUUGUCCGUGCUGCGGACCAUCCCGACCAAGGAGGCGGCGCACUUCUUGUUAAGGCGCAACGUGAAUCCCAACGACGGCUGGUGCCGGCUGGCCCUGGAUCGUCUUCACGCCUCGCUGUGGUCAGCCCUGGGCCACUUCCUCGACGGCCAGCGUACCAACGGGAACAUGUCUCAGCUGGCACUGCUUCUGUUCCAAAACAGCUCCAAGCCGCUACGGGAAGACUUUGUCGAUCCCGGCGAGUGGUUCGAGGCCUUUUCAGGGGAAAACUUUCGGUGGGAAGGCAUCGGGCUUUUGUUCGCCUUUUGGACGUUUGGAGCUGCUUCCUUGUCAGACAACGGCACCGUCGAGCAGCGCAAGUGGCUCGGGCACUACAAUCGUAGAAACCUCAUGCAGGUCUACCAGAAUGCUGUCGUAAAAUGCGUCGACCUCUGCCGGCUGUCGAGCUGCAACAACACCAUGAUGGUGUAUCUGCUGCACAUGCAUGGCCUCACUGCGUCUCUCAUCACUGGUGAUACAGGGGCUGAAUUCUGGCGUUAUCACGCAGAAUCUGUCGCUCUGGCCACCUUCCUAGGCCUCCACACGCCUCAGUCAUCUAGUCCAGCACCAGAAACGUCGAUAUCUGUCCAGGUCAAGCGAAGAGUCUUCUGCGCCAUCUUCAAUGUCGACAUGGUCGUCUCAACCCUGACGGGCCGGCCUCCAUUGCUCAGCAGCAAGCUGUGCUCGACGCCGCUGCCUCUAGACGUGAGCGAUGAGUCAUUGCUCAAUGCCAAGGCACGACCUCACCGGUUGGAUGAGAAGGGGUGGAAUAUGGAGGGCAAAAAUCAUGCGGCGACGUUUCUGCGGGCCUGCUACAUCAUUGCUCAGAUACGGAGCGAGAUCCUGGAAAUUGUGCUUCAAGCACCUCAUGUGACCACCACUCACAAAUAUGAUGAUCUUCGGAGACGAGAACUGGAAGCUUACUCUCAGUUUCCCAUCGGGCUGAAAUUCAGCAGCGACGAUUUCAGCAAUCCUGCUGUUGACCCUCCCACUCUCUAUAUGAGAUUGCUGACGCGUCUUGAGCAUCUGAGCAAUUUAUUCUUCAUCGAGCGACUGUCGUACAAGGGAGACAACUUCUAUAGCCCUGAGAUGCUCGAAAUCAGUCUGGAGACAAUUACCCUUACCCUCUCUUUCUGGACGCAGCAGAACCGACUUGAAGGCUUACAGGGCGAUUAUGAAUGGCUUGUGAUGCUGCACGCUGCGCCUGCGGGAGGUAUACUGUGUAUGGAGCUCUUGAAGCAGCCGCACGGCAACGAAUCGGCGACCGUUCCGACCAUCACAAAGUCCAUAAUCAUCAAGCAGCUCAGUCUCCUUGUCGGGUUCCUCGAAUGGAUUGGUCCGGCAGCUCCGGGAGCGCACUUGUGCAACAGCAUCAAGAUGGUGGUCGAGCGAGUAAUGGAACAGGCUCUAAACCCGCCUCCGAAAUCUAUCACGCAGGAAGAGUUUGACUCGACGUGGGAUGUGCGUUUACCAGAAGACAUGUACGAGUUCAACUUCGGAUUGCUCGAUACAUUUGACUGGUUGAGGCUCCCACCUGGCUCACUCGAGCAAUGA
This is a messenger RNA of Trichoderma reesei QM6a, 2154 nucleotides long. RefSeq names its product N-terminal binuclear Zn cluster-containing protein. The coding region runs from base 1 to 2154 and encodes 717 amino acids. Gene Ontology annotation, molecular function: DNA-binding transcription factor activity, RNA polymerase II-specific; zinc ion binding; DNA binding. NCBI's taxonomy places the organism in Eukaryota, Fungi, Ascomycota, Sordariomycetes, Hypocreales, Hypocreaceae. The transcript is spliced from 3 exons. The record is from RefSeq and is a predicted model, not a curated record. Gene Ontology annotation, cellular component: nucleus. Gene Ontology annotation, biological process: regulation of DNA-templated transcription; DNA-templated transcription.